Messenger RNA from Sceloporus undulatus (fence lizard), 3191 nucleotides. RefSeq names its product p53-induced death domain protein 1 (gene PIDD1). Lineage: Eukaryota; Metazoa; Chordata; Lepidosauria; Squamata; Phrynosomatidae. The transcript has 16 exons. Bases 333 to 2930 code for a protein of 865 amino acids. Gene Ontology annotation, molecular function: protein binding. The record is from RefSeq and is a predicted model, not a curated record. Gene Ontology annotation, biological process: apoptotic process; signal transduction; DNA damage response.
GAGGAGAAGGAGAAGGGAAGGAGGGAGGAAGAGAGAGAGAGAGGGAGCUGGCUCUUUAAGGGCCGGAGGGAGGCCUAGAGGAAGUUUUUAGGCGGUACAGUAAUUGGAAGCUAAGGGAGAGGACUGUUUGUGGGGCAGGCGCAGAAAUACAGCCAUCUCCAAUUGUCUGGUUUUGGGGAUCCUUUUUUCUAGAGAGGCUGGGGGUUAUGUCCUGCCAGCAGAGAGACUGCCUUUCUCCUUCACCUCUCCUUAUAAUUGUUUGUGGUGCCAUCAGUUCUUGUUUGGCUGGCAAGCUAGAACAUGAACAGCCAAGGGCAAUGUAACACCAGAAGAUGGCAAGCCUGCAGGAGCUUGGGGACCCUCAGAGGGAGGGCACUUUGGAGGCUGAGGCACUUGCUAGCUCUUGCUUGGCUGGCAACAGGCUCAACUUGGACGUCUACACAGAGGGCUGCCUUCUGUUCCUCAGGCUGUUUGAGACACGAAGGGAAGAAGUGGAGCAGGUGGAAUUCCUGAGACUGAGCUGCAAUGAGCAGCUCAUUGCUUCCACUCUCAGCAUCAUUCCUGCCCUGAAGGGCCUGAAAUCUCUUGUACUCAAAGGUGGACACACCAGGGAUGAAACUGGAGCUUGCCAGAGAGGACUGCUGUCCUCCUUGCCGCAAGAGCUUGGAGAGUUAACCCAACUUGCCCACCUUGAUCUCAGCUUCAACAGCUUUACUGCAAUGCCCUCCUCUGUCACCAAGCUGGUCAGCCUCAGGGGUCUCUUGAUCUGUCACAACAGCUUGCAGGAGCUACCGGAAAGCUUUGGCCAACUUACUGAGCUGAUUUUCUUCUCAGCCAUGAAGAACCAGCUCAGAGGUCUGCCACAAAGUAUUGGGGAGCUGGCAGCUCUGCAAACCCUAGACCUUUCAACAAACAUGCUGGAAUCACUUCCAGAAGAGAUUGGGAAUCUUCAGAAUUGUACAGAGCUGGAUCUCUCAGGGAAUCUGUUAACUGAAAUCCCCAACUCUCUUGCCAAUUUGCAAUCUCUGCGGCAGCUGCAUCUUCACAGCAAUCUCUUGGUGACAGUUCCUGCAUCCCUUGCCCACCUUCCCAACUUGUCCAGGCUUGAUCUGCAAAAUAAUAGGCUGCGUACCAUCCCUCAAGAGAUCCAGAGCUUGCCCUAUGUGCAUCUCCGUGGUAACCCAUUAGGGGAACCCGAGGUGCCUCCGCAACCAGAGAACUCGACCUCGGAAGAACUGCGAAGACUGUUUCUUGAAGAUGAUGAGGAUAGCUUUACAGUGACUCCUGAUGGCUGCAGAGUUUCCCUGGUUUGCGGCAUCCAACUUUCAUUUCCCCAAGGUGCCACCACUACUUUGGUAACUAUCCAUUUCCAAAAAUGCUUUCCUGAUCCUCAAUGGGUGAAGCUAAAGCACCAUGAUAUCCUGCUGAGCAAAAUCCUGGAACUGCAGCCUCAUGGGAUUCACUUUCAGAAGGAGGUGCAGGUCUGGAUACCCUAUGCUUCCCCUCAGAGCCUGAAUGACCGUGAGAUCAUAAUUCGAACCUUUAGUGGAGAAAAGUGGAGUGAACUAAGAACUAGAGUGAAACACAAAGGGAAAAAGCGUUUGGCCUGCUGCAGUGUUCCUCACUUCUCCUGGUUUGUGGUUGUCUCUCGCCUUGUGGAGAAUGAAUGCAGAGUUCCUCAGGAGGGGGCCCUGCUUUUCUCAACAGUGGAUCCCAACAUCAAAGUGACCUUUCCUCCUGGAGUGACUGAGGAGACUAGGACAGUGAAGCUCCAGGUGUUGCCUGUCUCAGCAGAAGAGAUCCAAGAGAUCACAGAAGACUCUGAAACUGUUGCUAGCCCCCUGCUCUUCCUUUCCCAGAAUUCCACAGUGGACUUCCUCCAGCCAGUUAAAAUUCAGCUCCCACUGCCACCAGGGGUUACAGGUCUAACCCUGGAUCGUUCCAGGGUCCAUCUGUUGCACGGGGACUGGAAUGUUCAGAACUGGGAUGAUAUCACAGAUCAAGUGGUACUGGAGUUCACCCAUCUUUAUGCUUUGUUUGAAGUCACACAUUUCUCCUGGUACUGGUUAUGGUGCACCACCAAAUCCUAUAUCGGUGGCAUUGCCAAAAAGGUCUACAAAAGGCUGCGCAUGUACCAGGUGAACUUCAUUGCUCUACAAAGGAAAAAGGAUCCAGAACAAGUCUUACUGCAGUGUGUCCCAAAGCACAAGGUUGAUCCUGUUUUGAAAAAGCUGCAAGACAGAUACCGGGGCCCUGAGCCAUCUGAUAUAGUGGAGAUGCUUGAAGGAGAGCAGUUCUUUGCAGCUUUUGAACGAGGCAUCAGCAUUGAUGCAGACCGUCCAGACUGCAUUGAUGGAAGGAUUUCAUUCAACUUUUUCUCACACCUGAAAAAUCAAAAGGAAAUUUAUAUCACCUCUGAGGUGGAUAGGAAAAACACAGCUGUGAAAGGGCAGUGCAGGCAGAGGCCACUCUUCUUCUUGGCCAUGAAAUUGAAAUCUCAGGGGAAUGGGCAACGUGCAACCCAAAACGACUUUUCUCUUCCCCCUCUGAAUUUGGGAAAUGCGGAAACUGGCUACCUCACACAGUCCAAUCUACUUGGCAUCGCUGGGCGCAUAGGAGCUGAUUGGCAAACUAUAGGUUUACACCUGGGAUUCUCCUAUCAGCAGAUUCAGCAGAUUCAAUACAAUAACAGGGAAAAUCUCAGCACUCAGAUUCUGGAUAUGCUCUUCUCUUGGGCUCAGCAAAAUGAAAAGAAGCCUGACAGUGUAGACCAGCUGAUCCAUGCCAUGAAGGAGAGUGACCGCCAAGACAUAGCUGAUGAGAUCAUAGCCAUCAUUGCACUGGGAAAGGAAAAAUACAGGGAGUCCAUCCGGAGGGUGGGCCUGGACCAAGAAAGUAGCACUGAAGAUUCAGCCAUUGCCAUGACGUAGCUACCAGCAAAAAGCCAUCAUAACCUUAUUACCAUUCUGUGCCACGGGACUGCUAGAACCUCAGGAAGAACUGGCAAUGUCAGCACAUUCCUCACCAUUCCAAGAGCAUAGGCUAUGGAGACCCUGAUUCUAGCCCUUUGCCCUGGCUAACUGAUGCCUGGAUUUUGUCAUGGUCCAAAAUGUACCUUGCUCAUGAUGACUGGAAGUGAAGAUAUCCUGCUGGAUCUGGAACAGAGACCAUGAGCAUCAGUAGAGUGGAGA